AUGGUGUUCGAUAAGAAGCAUUUGCUGUUGCUGCUGGACCGACCCCGGGAACCGGUGUUCAUGGGCAAGGGCCGGGUAGUGUUCGAUGUACCGGACAACUAUCUUACCGAUCGGUACCGACCGAUUGGGCCCGAAAUUCAAAACCGAUUCGGCGAGAAUGCGGAAGAGCGGGUAACGGUGCGCAGCAUCGCCCUGCCCGAUCUUCGCAUACCCAUGUCGCUCGGUCGCCAGGAACAGUUUUCGCUCUUUAUUCCACGCCAUCGAAAAAUAGCCGCACGCUUGAUUGACAUCUUCAUGGGUAUGCGUAACGUGGAGGAUCUACAAAGUUGCGCAGUAUUCGCGCGCGAUCGUAUCAAUCCGUACCUGUUCAACUAUGCGCUAUCGGUAGCGUUGCUACAUCGCAAGGACACUCACGAUCUCGAUCUGCCAACCAUCAUUGAGGUGUUUCCGGACAAGUACGUCGAUUCGAAGGUGUUUUCCCAGAUCCGCGAGGAGGCAACGGUUGUGCCGGAGGGUAUGCGGAUGCCGAUCGUUAUCCCGAAGGACUACACAGCGUCCGAUCUGGACGAGGAACACCGGCUGUGGUAUUUCCGCGAGGAUAUUGGCGUGAAUCUGCACCACUGGCACUGGCAUCUGGUGUAUCCGUUUGAUGCUUCCAACCGUGCGAUCGUGGACAAGGACCGUCGGGGUGAACUGUUUUACUACAUGCACCAGCAACUGGUGGCACGGUAUAACUUCGAGCGGUUCAGCAACCGGUUGCAGCGCGUCAAGCGGCUGAACAACUUGCGCGAGCCGAUUAGUGAAGGUUAUUUUCCGAAGCUGGACUCACUCGUAGCUAGCAGAGCUUGGCCGGGACGUGUCGAUUCGAGUGUGCUGAAGGACCUGAACCGUGAAGCCGACCAGAUCAAGCAGGAUGUGGCCGACCUGGAGCGCUGGAUUGAUCGUAUCUACGAAGCGAUUCAUCAAGGAUUCGUUGUUGAUGAAUCCGGUAACCGCAUCCCGCUGGACGAGCAGAAAGGGAUCGACCAUCUCGGUAAUAUCAUCGAGUCAUCCACCCUGUCGCCAAACAGGCAGCUGUACGGCGAUAUGCACAACAUGGGGCACGUCUUCAUCUCGUACGCUCACGACCCGGACCAUCGGCAUCUCGAGUCGUUUGGCGUGAUGGGCGAUGUGGCGACGGCGAUGCGUGAUCCGGUGUUUUACCGCUGGCACUCGUACAUCGACGACAUCUUCCAGGAGCACAAGAACAAGCUAACACCGUACACCCGGUCGCAGCUCACCUUCGACGGAAUUUCCAUCACCGGCAUCACGGUGCAGCCGGAGGACGGUCAACCGAACACGUUCCAGACGUUCUGGCAGCAGUCCGAUGUGGAUCUGUCGCGCGGCAUGGACUUUGUGCCGAGAGGCAAUGUCUUCGCUAGGUUCACCCAUCUGCAACACUCUCCGUUCGUGACGACCAUCAUGAUCGAGAAUGAUUCGGACGCCCAGCGCAUGGCUUUUGUGCGCGUUUUCGUGGCGCCGAAAAACGACGAACGCGGCACACCGAUGGUGUUCCGCGACCAGCGCCUGUUUAUGGUGGAGCUGGACAAAUUUCUGGUUGCCUUGCGACCUGGUUCAAAUCGCAUUCGGCGGCGGUCGAAGGAGUCCACCGUUACCAUUCCGUUCGAGCGCACGUUCCGCAACCUGGACCAAAACCGGCCCGAACCGGAUACGCCCCAGGAGGCUGAGUUUAACUUUUGCGGCUGUGGAUGGCCGGCGCACAUGCUCAUACCGAAGGGUCUGCCCGAAGGACUGCCGGCGGAUCUCUUCAUCAUGGUGUCGAACUACGAGGAGGAUCGUGUUGUGCAGGAUCUGGUCGGGACGUGUAACGAUGCGGCAUCGUACUGUGGUGUACGCGAUCGGCUGUAUCCGGAUCGGAAGGCGAUGGGCUAUCCGUUCGAUAGGGCGGCCCGUAGCGGGGUGGACAGUUUGGCUAACUUCCUGACGCCCAACAUGGCCGUACAGUCGAUCACGGUUGUGCAUAACGAUCGUACUGUAAACAGGACCAGUUAA
Molecule: messenger RNA, 2052 nt
Organism: Anopheles marshallii
Lineage: Eukaryota; Metazoa; Arthropoda; Insecta; Diptera; Culicidae
Product: phenoloxidase 2
Exons: 5
Coding region: 1-2052 (683 amino acids)
Molecular function (GO): oxidoreductase activity
Source: RefSeq, a predicted model, not a curated record